This is a messenger RNA of Owenia fusiformis, 1126 nucleotides long. The record is from the annotation of a GenBank genome assembly. NCBI's taxonomy places the organism in Eukaryota, Metazoa, Annelida, Polychaeta, Sabellida, Oweniidae.
UACCAGUUUUAACGAUGGCUAGGAAUGGAUUCGGUUUAACAGUAUUAACUGCAAUUGCAAUUCUUAGUUGCAAUUUAGUAAUCUUUGCCGAUGAAGCCCAAUGUCCUUCAAAAGAUGGAUUUCUGUGUAAACAGAGGGAUAUCACCAAGGUGACAGAAGACCUAACAGAGCUGAUUGACAGUAUGUCAACAGAAUUGAAGGCAGAUAUGAAUGCCCUGAGGGAACAGAUAUCAGAGCUGUGCAAAAUGACACCAAGUUGUUACAGGGCCUGUCCCACAAGUGAUCAAAUUGGUUGUUCAGAAAAAACAGCUGCAAAAUCAUGUCUUGAAAUCCUACAAGCAUAUGAAAAUCCACCCCCAUCAGGCAUAUACUGGGUAAACUUGAGUCGCAAUAACAAAGUUCAGGUAUACUGUGAUAUGACUACAGAGGAAGGUGGAUGGAUGCUUGUUUGGCGGUUUACUUUCACAAAUUACGACGACUUUGCCGCACUGAAUAAUUCAAUAACACCAAGACCAAGUUGGAACCUGGAUGCGUUCAUGAGUGAAGAAGGGAUCGCAGAUGUUAAAGUUCCCGUGUCAAAAACUCCGCCUCGAUCUGAGGAACAACUUGGGGCACUUGAAUUUAAAUACUGGAAACAAAUUGGGAAGAGCUUUAUCAUUAAAUCGAACAUAAUCAACUGGAUUAUGUGUGAGGAAGAUGAAGGAGGCAUCACAACGGAAUUCAAAGAUGGUGAAAUAAAAUGUAAGGUGAUAAAAGUGAUCAACACGGAUGCAACCAACUGCACAACCGUUGCCCCUAAUUCGGCAUGGUGGAGUAUCUGUGGCUUAAAUCUGAGAACUGGUAGAAGAAAUUCAAAUUACAUCAAGUUUGAUAUACGAGAUACGAUUUGUUCUGCGCAAUGGGAUCCCUGUGGCAAAGGCCCCAGAAAUGGACAUGUUCGCAACGUCCCUUUCCCUCAUGGCAGUAUCUUUAUUCGAUAAUUCCAAUACAUUACGAUUAUAAUAGGUUGUGGUAUGAUCAGAGAGAAUUUUACUUGAUACUGUACGAGAAAGAAAUGUGCAUUGACAUAGGAAAUGGGAACCAGAAAUACAUUAUGAUAAAACAUUUAUUCGGAAAUAAAUCAGAA